Messenger RNA from Bemisia tabaci, 9131 nucleotides. Its product is annotated as arginine-glutamic acid dipeptide repeats grunge. Gene Ontology annotation, cellular component: nucleus. Gene Ontology annotation, molecular function: transcription corepressor activity. The record is from RefSeq and is a predicted model, not a curated record. NCBI's taxonomy places the organism in Eukaryota, Metazoa, Arthropoda, Insecta, Hemiptera, Aleyrodidae.
AAUUCCGAUCAUUCUCAGUUUCAUGAAGUGAUUUCGUGAUCAUAAUCCAUACCUGGUUAUUUUCUCGUAGGGUUUUUCCGACUUGGAAUCUUUAAAUUUAUCUCUCGUGGUCUCUUUGUAAAUUUUGAGAACCCUGUGAAAUGUGAAAAUUCGGUGUUUUCGUUUCCGUUGUCGAUGAAGCACGAACCGAUGAUGAAUUUAUUGAGGCUUGUUUUGUGACUGGAAGGAAAAUAUUUAUGCUUGAUCAGCGAAAUUAUCAGUGUAUUGUGCCUGUUUCCUGUGAUUCUUAGUCGUGAAAUGUGAUUUGUAAUUAUCAAUUACCCUAGUGUUUCGUCCCGGAUUUUUCGGAUCCAUCCUCACGAGGAGAAUCAAGAUGUUCAAAGUUGGAUUAAAACUUCUUCUGCAUCGGCAGUCAGCCACUUCCAGGACAAUAAUUCAUUUCUAAAUAUUUAAGCUUCCGGAUUGAAUGAGUGAAGACUCAACCGACGGUGACAGUAUGGUGUCCACGCAGGGAGAGAUUAGAGUUGGUCCCUCACAUCAGGCACGUCUACCUGAUUUCCGGCCGAGCGGAACAUCAGAGACUGUUGCUGAGAAAGAAAGAGAAUGGGAGGAAGUGCGCUGGGUGCCUGCUAUGACAUUGGAUGGUGAUCUUCUCAUGUAUUUGCGAGCGGCCCGCUCCAUGGCUGCCUUCGCUGGGAUGUGUGACGGCGGAUCUGCUGACGAUGGUUGCAUGGCAGCCUCUAGGGAUGAUACCACUAUCAAUGCUUUAGAUAUGCUCCAUGAUGCUGGUUAUCAUCCGGGGAAGGCGCUGCAAGCUCUUGUUAAAUGCCCAGUUCCUAAAGGAAUAGAUAAGAAGUGGUGUGAAGAAGAAACAAAACGUUUCGUGAAAGGCUUGAGGCAAUUUGGAAAGAACUUUUUCCGUAUUAGAAAGGAUUUACUGCCUAACAAAGACACUUCGGAACUUGUCGAAUUUUAUUAUUUGUGGAAAAAGACACCUGGAGCAAACAAUAAUCGACCUCAUAGACGAAGGCGCGGAUCUCUGCGUAGAAUUAGGAACACACGCAAUACACGGGCCGGAACACCCAAAGAGGAACCCGGUGGAAAUGGCAUCGGAUCUGCUCGGCCAUCUCCUAAUUCCAAAGAAACAGCUGGUGAAGGUGGUAGUUCAGGAAGUGAUGAAGAAAAUUCUGAAGACGACUCUGACACUAGUGGCUCUCGUUGUCAGCAUUGCUUUAACACAAGUUCAAGAGACUGCCAACCACUCACAUCUGGUCCAAAGCAAGGGACUCUGUGCUGCCCCGAUUGUCGGGCAUACUACAAAAAGAAUGGUGAGCUGCCGCCUGUUCCCAACAACCGAGCAGACAGUUCAUAUUUAUUCAGACCCGUGCAAAACCAUGACUCACCGGAAAGUUCACCCUCACGCAUGCGGACGCGUAACAAGUCGAAAGAAACACCUACGAAGGGAUCAAAGGGGAAGCAGAGUGGAACAACAACUCCUGAUGCUGAGUUAGAAAAGAAACUAGGCGGAAAUGCUGGUGGCGUAAAAUCUCCAGGAACGUCGAGUAAUUCUAGCUCGCCAAGUGAUAAAGCCAAGAAAAAACUCAAAGUUGAUACGCCAGUUAAGAGACGGAAAAAGUCAGGAGAGGAAGAUGAUGAAGAGUCGAAACCAAAAAGAGAUCGUCUGGAAAGCCCAGCAGAAUCGUCAGAUAGCAGCAAUGAAAAUGCAGAUGAUGUGGACAUGGCAGCUCCAAACAGUCCAACAGCAGCUUUGGAAUUGUUGCCAAAUCCUAUCGCUGCACAACCAACUGCACCAGCUGUGAGCGAACCUCCCAACUCUUCACCAGUCGCCACACUCCCCGCAAAUCCACCUCCUGCCCCACCUGUACCAUCAGAACCUCAGCCUCUUGUUGAACCAAAAACAGAAUUUCUGCCUCCAGUAGUACCCAAAGUUGAAGAAGAGGAUUCAUAUCCUCUGUCAGUGCUCACCAAGAACUAUGAACCAGGAAUGGGACCGUUACCAAAAGGCUUUGAGGAAAUCCCUCCGCCUAAAAAUCCAGUGAGUGUCAAACAAGAAGACUUGUUCGAAGCACCACGGGUAAGUGAGAGCGAGAUGGCAUCUAGUGCCCCUGUGGCGCAAUUGAUAUCCAUACCUCCUGCGCCUGAGACAGUCCAAAUGUUAGAACCAGAGGCACAGCCUGCAAAAGUUAACGAGGUUCAGCCGUUCAAUGAAGCUCCUGUGAUCCCACCUGAAACUGAGCCAAGGGAUCUGGUCGCACCAGACACUGGUGUUGUCAUGAGCACCAGCAGUAUUAAACUUGACGAAUCAGUGCCUGUUCCUAGUGAAUCGAUUCUUAGCACCAGUGUUAGUAAUGAAGUACCAAAAGCACCUAGUCCAGUUCUCCCCGCCAAUAACCCGCCAGAUGUCCAGAAGUCUCCGCAUUCAAUCCUUGUUCCAGCUUAUCCAGCUGUUGAGCCCGGCGAAAGGUCUGAAAAAGUAACAUUGAACAUUCCAUCAGUCCCGCUUUCGAAUUACCCAACACUCUAUCACCCUCACUACCCGCCAAUGCAUCGAAUGGACAAAGUAAACAGCCCCUCGCCGUACAUGAGCUCCAAUGUUCAGAUGGAGCCUCAGAAUUUGAAGAUCAAGCAAGAGGUAUUACCUCCGGACCAAAUGCCAACCACUGUUGACCCUCUUCAAUCUCUGAAAGAGGUGAAGGUGCCUGGUUACUCAGGCUCCACGUCAAUUUCUCAACCGUUGUUACCCACAACGAUAUCAUCUGUACAGCCGGCAAUCAAUGAGUUCACACGCACCGAGUCUAACUCACCUUUAAUGACAAGCCCAGCUGUUGAUAACAUCAAGCGUGAAAGAGAAAACUACACUCCAAUACGAGCAACGACACCCAAAUCCCACUCCGUAAAAUUAUCGGAGAAUACAACACCCACAUCAUCGCCUGUUCCUAAUGUGGCAUCACAUACGCCACCAUUCCCUGCUCCUGCAGCACCACCAGUCUCGCACAGUGCAGUCAACUUGAUUGCACCCUCUCCAACAAGUUCAGCUAGCACUCCGACAUCACUGCCUCAGCCUGUGAUGCAUCCCGCACAACAACCGUCACCCCUCAGCCGGGUUUCGCCGGGGCAUUUAGCCCACCCUCAUGCAUUUAUGCCAUCGAUGCACCACCCGCACCCAUCAUUGAUGCAUCAUCAUCCGUUCUUUGCGGCAGCGGCUGCCCAUGCUGCUGCAGCUGCCGUUCACAGUCCGUAUCAUCCCUAUGCAGGGUAUCCAUAUCCCUUUGCUGGGUACCCAUACGCAAUUCCUCAGCCGGUUCCUCCACCAUCCCGCGGUGACCAGAAGAGAGACCUCGAGACAACAACUCUUAUGUCUUCUCAUCACUCCUCCUCCUCCUCUGUAACGCGAGGACGGGAAGAAGAAACCCUCCAGAUGCAUUCCUCCACAUCGCAUCAUUCGGUCCAUCAUUCUACUGACAAGCAGCAAACCAUAUCUCACUCCACCACCUCAAGUAGUUCUGUUCAUCAUAAGUUGAAGCGAACUGGGAGCCCAGCAUUGCCUCAGUCAUCGGGAAGCUGCCAUAUGUCCACAACACUAUCGCAGUCCUUGUCGACAAGUCAUGGAAAUCACCAUCAACAUAAUCAACACCAUCAUCAUCAUACAUCUCUUGCACCACCGCCUCCAGACCCAAUGCAAUUAGCUGGGAGAAGCAGCAAACCAAUGCCGCCAGCAAUCGGACUGACAUCACCAGAUGCUUUAAGAUUACAUGGAUUAGGUCCUGGUGUCCCACCUGGAAGUUACUUGAGCCCUGAAUUCGGGAUGGGUCAAGAAAUGAUGAAACCCCCUGAGUCUAAUGAAGAUCUGGUGAUGCAAUCACAAGAGGAAGAAGAAAUUCCAAGUCCGACGCAUCACAUUCCAAGAGGGCCUUCGCCAGAACCUAAAAUCGAGGAUACAGAAUGUCAUAGGAGUCAAAGUGCAAUUUUCUUACGGCAUUGGAAUCGAGGUGAUUUUAAUUCAUGUACGCGGACUGAUCUCACUUUCAAGCCUGUGCCCGAUUCAAAAUUAGCGCGUAAGAGGGAAGAAAGGCUAAGGAAGCAGGCAGAAAAAGAAAGAGAGGAAAGGGAGAAAGCACAACAGGCCAGACAGCAACAAAGAAAAAUUCAAACACCCGAAAAACACGAGGCAAAACCACCAUCUAGAGGUCCCGUGGAAACUGUCACCUCACCAUACGAUAGGUUUGCUCCUCGCACCAGCUAUCCUGACACACCUGCUCUGAGGCAAUUAAGUGAUUUUGCUCGACCACACGUAGGCUUCUCUCCUGUCUCUCUACAGCGUAUUCCGCCCCAGUGUAUCGAACCAGCACUUUUACACUAUCAGCUAAAUCCUGCUUUUAACAGGCUUGAAUUGGAGCAGUUAGAGAGAGAUAAGCGCGAGAGAGAACUAAGGGAACUUCGAGAUCGAGAACUCAACGAUAGGUUCAAAGAAGAGUACAUCAAGAACUCAGGCCCGCGAUUGGCCAAUCCUCUUGAUCCACACUGGCUUGAAAUGCACCGCAGGUAUGGAAGUUUAGGUCCUUCAAGUGCAUCAGUUGCAUCUCCCGCGAUGCAACAAUUUGGCAUCUUUCAGUCGCAGAAUGCCUCUAAUCAGGCUGUCGGGUUGAAUCCUCUAGAAAGAGAGAGACUUGAAAGGCUCGGUGGAGGAGCCGCACCGAAUGUGGCAAGUGCGAGCGAAGCAGAACGUCUAGCGCUGGCAACGGACCCCAUUGUCCGACUCCAGAUGGCCGGUAUCACGCCUGAGUACCAUGCGCAUACUCAUUCGCACUCGCACUCGCACUUGCACCUACACUCAAGGGAGCAAUCGUCCCAGCCCGGGCCAACACCUCUCCCAGUCCCAAUCCCGAGCCAUGCUCACGGGCCUCCAGAAGCAUCGCUCUUCUCGUUCCCAGGUUCAGCUUCAAGUGCGUCAUCAUACCCUCGGCCAGGACUCAUACCAUCUCGAGACACACCUCUAGGCUUGCAUCAUCCAAGCGAUCUCCUGGCCCGACCAUUUGCAGACCAACUGGCGCACCAAGCAGUGGCGCAUGAGCAUCUCCAGCGACAGAUACUGCUGGAAAGGGAACGCUUCCCUCACCCUCUUGUCACAGCUCAACAUGAUGAAUACAUCAGAAUGAGCCGAGAACGCGAACUGAAAGUCAGAGCUUUGGAGGAGGCAGCUCGUAACUCCCGACCAUAAUCUUUACAUCAGUCCUCGGCUGACUCUCUGUUUUUAGAUUCCUUUUAUAAUCGUUAGACUUCCUCCAAUGAAAUGAAGCUUCAUUGAACUCAAGUUUUAGCAAGAAAUUAAGAUUUUCUUUCAGAUCUCUCUUUUCUCUUGUUUUAUUUUUCUCUAUGUUUGUAAAAAUGUUUCUGAACCUAAAAAUACCCACGCCGUAUAGCCCUAAGGAUUAUUUUGGUGCAUCAUGAAGUUGUAUAAAUUCUAGAUUUAUAAUAUAUUUGUGUAAAGUAAUAAUGUACCUAUUUUAUACUGUUUCUAUAGUUUAUUAAAAUGUGAUCAUAUUUAAAUGGUCAAAGGCCCUUCUUCAUGCUCAAACUGGAGUUCUCCAUGAGGUACAUUGAUGCCUUUUCAGGCCCUUUUAUUGGCCAACGGUGCAAGUUGGGGUAAUCAAUGAGCCUCUUUGAAGCCGCUAGUUUGUACGUGGAGAGGAACCCAAAGCAAUCAAGUGCCAGAUGAGAGCUGGCACGAAGUUGAUGUAUGUAAAGCAGGAAUACUGCCAAACCAUCAGUAUUUUGGAAAAUGGCUCUAAGCUAAGUUUUACUAAUUAACUCUGCAGAUUUUUGAUAACUUGAACCUAAUUUCAAAUGUGAAAACAAAAUAAUCCAGGACUGGUUUUUUUUCAUCCAAUUUUUAGGUGUUUCAAAAAAAAUCAAAACUGAUAACGGUCAGUUAUCUAAUGUAUUAUAGUUUCCUUUUCUUUGUAUUGGUAGGUUUUCCUUUUCUUUUCCUCUUUGAAUGUUUAAUUUCUUCCAGUUGAAUAAGGACGUUGAGCUCGGAGCGCUGAUUAAAAAAAUUUGUCACAUGAGUUCUCAAAGAAAAGAGGAGAAAAAUGAUUUUGUUUAUUUUUUCCUCAGAAUCAAAUUUUCAGACAUUCUCGAAGAUGGCUUUGCUCAGAGAAUUAAAAAAGUAUUUUCUCUGGAAUUGCGCAACUAAACUUCCAAAAAAUAUUAAUUCAGCAUGCUGCAAGCAUGCAUGCACUUUUUAACAUUCCUGAUUCCCAACCAUUUUUUUCCAUUCUAAAUGGGACUGUCAUUUUUAGUUUUUAACUUUUCCUUUUAUCUAAAUAUUAUUCUAUCCACAAGGUUAUUCCAUGAUGCCUUGCAGACUAAUCAUACCAUACAUCCUAAGUUCUGGAUACUAGAGGAUCAUAAUUCGUUCUGUAAAUAUAACCGAAAACAAAUGUGACACUUUAAAAAAAAUAUUGUAUUUUUGGCAUAAUGGACACUGACAACAGGUUAUGUUGUCGGCCCUGAUUAUUGUCACUUUCCCUUUUUGCUUUCUUCUGAUUUUCUAAUCAUCAAGCUGCUUCCUUUGAGUCGUAGUCAUUAUCUCUUGAUAUUUGUUGAUAACGGACCACUAGACGGGGUGCAAAUUUAAGCAUUCCGAUCUAUGCCUCCUAAGCAAAAGUUCACAUUAAACUUGAUCUACGCAAGGAAACCAACUUCGAAGAUUUUAAGUUUCACGAGUUUUCGACUCCCCGUUCACAAGAAAAAAAAAUAGUCUACUGGAAUGAAAUUGCCCACUUAAACGGUUUUUGCAUCUCAAUCAAGCAGUGUUCCUUCCCCUGUGUUGUUCAAAAUACAAACAACGUGCAAUAGCUGAGCCAAAGUGCCGAGAUUGAGGUUGCCAUAUUUUCAUACCGUUGAGACUUCAGUAAAUUUUAGUGCGCAAUUUGACUUGUAUGGGCUUGAAUUUUUUUAUGAGUGGGAAGUUUGAAUCCAUGCAUCAAAAAACAUUAGAUAACUUAGGUAAAGGGUAAUUUCAGUAAUUUUCUUUGCAUGAAUUGCGUUCUAUGUGAAAUUUUGAUUGUAGUAGAUGUAUCAGAAUGCUUAAAUUCGCAACUUGUCUGGUGGUCCGUUGAAAUACCCAAACGUGUUUUCUCCACCUUGCAUUUGGAAGAACUGUAUAUAAAUUUGAUUGUAAAAUGUGCACCAAAAAUGUGAACGUCUUUCAGUGGACGCAUUCACGCAUAAGAGGCCCAUUUACGUAGGGAACCCUUAGCAGAUGGACUUCUUCUACGUAAACGCAUCCAAAUAUUAGCUCCUUCUCAUGCUUUUAUAAUUAGCUAUAAAUGUUGCUUGUAAAGGAGUAGUGAUUGUCAUUUAUAUUAGGCACAAAUAUCAGCACUGUAUAAUAAUAAUAAUGUACCUUCUUCGACAAUUUUUCAUAUUUUUUAAGUACCUAGCUGUUAUGUUGCAUAUUAGAUUUCGUCAAGACAAUUCUUCUCUCUCUUUAACGUUGUGGAUUGUGUUCAAUAAUCUUACAUUGCUUUUAGGAUUUACUCCAUUCGUAUCCAAUCAUUGGACGGUAUUGUGAUCAACCAUCUCUCCUCUUAGUGAUUUCAAUAAAAUCUAAUGCUCUUGUUCUCUCCUUGCUAGCAAAUUUCAAUAUGAAUUGUUAGAUUUGUAACGACCUCAUCAUUUCAUUUCAAAUCAAGGUUCAUUUUUUCAGAGAAAUGCUCUCUGGAACUAACAAAAUUCGGUGCUAAUAUUUCAAAAUUUCAUGACAGAAUAUCCACUCACAUUCUCUAGGAAAUUUAAGUGUAUAUUUUGAAAUGCUGCGAUCAGCAUACUCAGUGUUCGAAUUCUAGACGAAAUUUACAUCAGUUUUCUUUUAUUGAGUUAAAGCUGUUCAGGGAUUUAUGAAAAUAGUCUUAAAAACGCUAUCCACGUGUACGUGCAGUGUAAUGUAGUCUCGCUAAAGACUGGGAACGAACAGAGAUGCGAGUCCAUGUAUUUUUGUAAAUCUCCUAGAAGAACAUGAGUGUUUGAUCGUAUGAUUCUCAUUUUAAAGUGCUCCUCAUACCUUUGACAUAUUUUCAUACGAAAGCAGCAAUCAGAGUUCAUGUUUUUUAAUCCUUAAAGAAUGGGAGGACCGCAACUCAAUGACAGAAAAAUUUCAGUGAAUAUUAUCCUCUACUUCCUCUGAUGUCCCAACUUUUACUGAGAGGUCCUCUUUCGCAAAUGCAUUUUUAAUAAUGAGGAUUGGUUCUUUCAUUAACAAGCUCAUCUAACACAAGAACAUGUGACUUAGCUGCUUAUCGACAAGGCAACUCACUAACCAUGUAUCUGGUUUGCGGUGUUUACUAAUUUCCGCUAUUUUAUUUCUUCAAGAAAGAACAAAUCAUCAUCAUUCCUCAAAAUUUUUUGUAGAAUUUGCUCCAGACAGAGAGAAAAAAAAUAAUAGAAGUUUUGGAGAAAUGACGUUGAAUAGUUCUAUAUUUAAAAAUUAAAGUAAGAUGCAAUGUCGCAGUCCAAGAUAUGAGGUUCGGGAGUCUCGCUAUCGUUAUGUUCAACAUGUUGUGCACUGGUAUCGGUAUCCUCUUCCUCACUUACCACUCUUUGUCGUGUAUUCUACAAAAGAUUACUGCCUCAGAUUACUGUUUCACCAGCUAUAGUAAUGUUCUUGUUGAAAUUUGAUUCCAAGGAGAAAUAUGUGAACAUUCAGAAAUGCUGGAUUUCGAACUGAACAUGACUUUUCAGCAAGUUGUUACGAAGCUGAAAUCUAAUUUUCUGUUGUACUUCCUCAUUCGCUCUUUAUUUACUUUUGGUCUUUUGGUGAUUGAAAUGAAUUUCGUGUUGUACUUUUAAGAGAAUAUUUAUUAAUGUGAUAAUUCUAGUAACAAUAUUAUUGCUCUUUCCUGUAAACCAAUUGAGAAUCGGAUUAAUUAACCCAAAUUUAGUAGAAGAAUAUUUGUAGCACCCUUAAACCAUAGUUCUUUUACGUUUUUGUGGGAAUGUGUGAUAAUUUUAAGGGAAAUUAAUGGUUAAAAGCAGCAAUGAAUGAACCAAGAAUCAGUUUGUUUUUUAAUAUUUUUGUAAAUAAAUGUGUUUUUAUUUUUUAUCCCAGA